AUGGCAGACCUCAGACACAGCACCGAUGGGCCCAGCCCACUUUCUGAAGAAGGUUACGACGAGUCCCUCCUCCCAGACUACGACCGCGAUUUCCUGUCCGAGGAACACCUGCAAGCCUUCGCAUACGCGCUCAGCGCCCCGGAUCCCAGCCCUUCCACUGAGGAUCUGCUGUCCCCCUUGCCGUCAUCGGGCGGGCUGAACGGUGGAUACCCGAGCCCGAGCAUGGGACGCGGGAGCAUGGACAGCAGCCGCGGUAGUAAGGGCAUGCGAGAGCGAGAGAGCCUGUUCAUCACGGCGCAGAACGACUGGGCGCCUGUGAAUCCCGUCCGCGGCAGCAAAGGCAAGGGGCCCAAGAAGGGCAAGGGGAAGAGCAGGCGGAAACAACAUCAGCGCCGGAGCAGCGACGAGACGCGAGAGGGCUAUCUGUACACGCUGCUCAAGUGGCCGCUGCUCGGCGUCGUCUGCGCCUGGGUGGCUGGCCUCGGCGUCAGCUACAUUUUCACGCGGCUGUAUAUCUGGCUGUAUGAGCACUUUGUCGCGUGGAGGGGGAAGAGGGAGAAGCUGAGGCAGAAGCUGCAGGGUACGACGAAUUAUGCGGAUUGGGUCCGGGAGGCGAAGGAGCUGGAUGCGUUUCUGGGGAAUGAGAGGUGGAAGCUUGACGAAGAAUAUGCGUAUUAUGAUCAUAAGACUGUGAGGAGGGUGUGUGAGCAGAUGAGGAGAUGCAGGAGGACGAUUGAGGGGGGUGAUUCGGCUUCUGGGGCUGGGUCAGGAAAGGAUGGAGGGCAGCAUGGGGAUUCGGGGACGGAGAAUGCGGUUGAGGAUCUUAAGGCAUUGGUGGAGGCGUGUGUGAAGAAUAAUUUCGUGGGCGUGGAAAACUCGAGGUUGUACUCGCAGACGUAUUACGGUACUAAGAAUCUGGUCCAGCAGUUUGUAGACGAGGUGGAGAAGGCUGUCACCAUAUUGGUCAAUACGAACGAACUGGGAUCGGAGGAAAAGCGGACCCUGUUCAAGCGCUUGCAUACCAAUUAUGGAAGGACGGCUUUAUGUUUGUCUGGAGGAGGGUCCUUCGCUUAUUACCAUUUUGGUGUCGUCAAAGCCUUAUUAGAUGCCGACUUGUUGCCGGAUGUUAUAACUGGAACGUCCGGCGGAGCUCUCAUCGCGGCAUUGGCCGCAACCCGGACAAAUGAGGAGCUCAAGAAGCUAUUGGUCCCGGCUCUUGCUGGAAGAAUUACUGCCUGUUCGGAUGGCUUUACUACUUGGGCUCCCAGAUGGUGGAAGACUGGUGCUAGAUUUGACUCCUUGGACUGGGCCAGGAAGUGCUCUUGGUUCACCAGAGGGAGCAUGACUUUUAAAGAGGCAUACGAAAGGACUGGGAGAAUACUGAACGUCUCUUGUGUCCCGGCUGAUCCUCACUCGCCUACUAUCCUCACCAACUACCUCACGUCGCCAGACUGCGUGAUUUGGUCCGCAGUCCUGGCAUCCGCCGCCGUCCCAGGGAUCCAGAAUCCCGUCGUCUUGAUGAUGAAGAACCGUGAUGGAACACUGGCCCCUUACUCCUUCGGCCACAAAUGGAAAGACGGCAGUCUGCGCACCGACAUCCCGCUCAAAGCCCUGAACUUGCACUUCAACGUCAACUUCAGCAUCGUCUCGCAGGUAAACCCGCACAUCAAUCUCUUUUUCUUCUCUUCUCGCGGCUCGGUCGGCCAGCCUGUUACCCAUCGCCGCGGCCGCGGCUGGCGUGGCGGAUUCGUCGGCAGCGCUAUCGAGCAGUACCUCAAACUCGACCUCAAUAAAUGGUUAAAGGUUGUCCGCCACCUGGAGCUCCUACCACGACCGCUGGGGCAGGACUGGAGCGAGAUCUGGCUCCAGCAGUUCUCGGGCACCAUCACCAUCUGGCCGCGCUCCAUCAUCUCCGACUUCUGGCGGAUCCUCUCCGACCCGGACCCCAAGCAGCUCUCCCGCAUGCUGCACGUGGGCCAGCAGUCGGCGUUCCCCAAGCUCAAGUUCCUCGCGAACCGGCUGAAGGUGGAGCGCCUGAUCGAGCGCGGGAGGCGGCAAACGCGCGUCGGGGGGUUCCGCCGGGGCAGCAUCGAGAGUAUCAUCAGCGAGGACGAUAUCCGAAGUUUGCUGCUGAAGGGGGAGGGCAAUCUGACGGGCACGGAGGGCGAUACGGAUGGUGACGGUGACGGUGACGGUGCCGGUUAUGGUUACACCGAUGCUGUGACGACGGAUGACGAGAUGGAUGAGAAGGAGGGGUCGGUGGCGAGCGGGUCGGAGGAGGCGUUGCGGAUGGAUCCGGCGGCGGCUUGA
Molecule: messenger RNA, 2310 nt
Organism: Drepanopeziza brunnea f. sp. 'multigermtubi' MB_m1
Lineage: Eukaryota; Fungi; Ascomycota; Leotiomycetes; Helotiales; Drepanopezizaceae
Biological process (GO): lipid metabolic process
Molecular function (GO): triacylglycerol lipase activity
Source: RefSeq, a predicted model, not a curated record